Molecule: messenger RNA, 1191 nt
Organism: Ananas comosus (pineapple)
Lineage: Eukaryota; Viridiplantae; Streptophyta; Magnoliopsida; Poales; Bromeliaceae
Product: stem bromelain-like
Exons: 2
Coding region: 31-1047 (338 amino acids)
Cellular component (GO): lysosome
Molecular function (GO): cysteine-type endopeptidase activity
Source: RefSeq, a predicted model, not a curated record
UCUAAUUUUUAGUAGGUUUUUAUUGCAGUCAUGGCUUUCACAUUCCAGUUUUUUCUUAUGGGCUCGUCUCUCGUCUUGUUGUGUUUCUCUUUGUGGUUCAGCUCUUGGAACACUAGAAUUGACGGGCCGACGAUGACGAUGUUCGAGGAUUGGAUGUCCGAACACGGCCGAGCGUAUGCGAAUGCGAAGGAGAAGCAGCAACGGUACGAGAUCUUUAAGAACAACGUGAAGUAUAUUGAAGGAUUCAACAAAGUCGGCGGGCGCUCGUACACCCUCGGAGUUAACCAGUUUAGCGAUCUGACCAACGAGGAGUUUGUGAAAACGUACGCUGCUGGAAUUGCGGAGCAGGAUAUCCCAACAGAUAAAGAAGUCUGCCUAGUGGACUUUGAGUAUGAAAACAUGAGCUUGAGGGCCACUGUUGAUUGGAGGACCCGAGGUGCUGUAACUAAAGUCAAGAAACAAGGAGACUGCAAUUCUUGUUGGGCAUUCUCUGUGGUAGCAACAGUUGAGAGCAUCUACAAGAUCAAGAAAGGCGAACUAAAAUCUCUAUCAGAACAGCAAGUUCUCGAUUGUUCUGACGGCGGCGACUGCUCGGGCGGUAGCAGAUUAAAAGCUUUCCGUUAUAUCGUCGCAAAUAAAGGCUUGACGACCGAGGCUAACUACCCUUACAAGGCAUCUAAAGGGGUGUGUGACAAAACCAAGGAAUCCGAUCAUGCAGCUUACAUUACUGGCUGCAGGUUGGUUACGAGAAACAACGAAGAUAAGCUUAUGAAAGCAGUGAAUGACCAACCGGUAGCGGUCGCAGUUAACGCCGGACCUUGGCAACAUUACACAGGUGGUAUUUUUGAUAAAGAUUGUCCGCCCGAUGUCGAUCACUGUGUCGCCGUAGUUGGCUACGGCGAGGAAUCGGGGAAGAAGUAUUGGAUACUGAAGAACUCGUACGGCCCCGAAUGGGGUGAAAGUGGAUACAUUCGAAUAGCAAAAGAUGUGGCUGCAAAAGAAGAAUUAUGUGGUAUUGCCAAGGCUCCUCUCUACCCGUAUAUUUGAUCCGUUCUGUUUGUCGUUUCAGUUGUACUAAUGUGAGUUUCAAUAGUUACUUUUCUUUGAAGCCAGGGAUCGGAAUAGGAUAUCAGUAUCAUAUAAUAAAGUAUCCUGCUUUAUAUUAAAUCUGUGGUUUGUUCGUUAAUAUAG